AUGAGCGAACAAGGAGAACUAUCUGAAGAGAUUUCUGAAGAAUUUCUCUAUGAAAAUGAAUGGCUUAAAGAAGAGAAUUUGCUGGGAUGUGGUGCUUAUGGAGCUGUGUAUCAAGUGCCAAAUUGGAACCCUCCUCUAGCCGUGAAAAUGUUCACCGGAGAUUUGAAAAGAAUGCGCAAGUUGAUUCGUAACGAGCUUUCCACUUUGCAACAUCUCAAGCACAAGCUAGUCGUCAAAUAUCUGGGAUUUAUAAGUCGAGAUUGUGGUGCUCGGAAAGAAAUCAUUGGAAUAGUCAUGCAAAUGGUCGAAAGGAAAUCACUAGCCGAUAUCAUUUUCAAUCCAAAAUUCACGUACUCUGUCUACACGGUGGCUGUCUGGAUGGAACAACUUUUUCUGGUGCUAGAUUAUCUCGAUCAUGAAGGGAAAAUGCAUCGAGAUAUUAAACCUGAGAAUAUCUUGGUUGACCAGUUCUUUUAUCUGAUUUUGGGCGAUUUCGGGAUGGCAAAGGCUAAAGCGAGUGUUUCGGGAUCAUUUGUGGGCACCGAGCGGUACACAUGCCCGGAAAUUCUAUUCAGCGAAAAGACUAGCAAAGAAGAAAAUUCUAAAGCCGACGUUUACUCAAUGGGCAUUGUUUGUUGGGAGAUCAUCGAAAGAAGAAGAAUCCUCAAUCAGUACAAAAGAUACUAUGGUUUUGAACGGACAGCUUUCGCCAACGAUUUCAAAAAGGGCGGCAACUUGGUGGAAAUCGAAGAGCUAACAGCCAGGAAACACUUUCGAGAUCAUAUUUAUUUUUGCACACAACUUUUGCCCAAAAGUCGCUACGACUCAGCAAAGGCGUUGGAGAGUGCAACGAGGAUCAAGAGGUUUCUCGAGCUAGAUAUGGAAUUCGAGUUUAUUCCUGAGCUAAAUGAGCAUCAAACCACUAUUCUUCCGCCAAAGGGAAUCGUCGCAAAGCAUGAACCUUUUGUUGUGAAAAAAACCGAUGAGGACAAUCUUUGCAAUUUUGAUUCGAUUUCAAUAUCGGUACAGGAGAAAGACUUGGGAAAGUUAGCCGAAGGGGAUGACAAAUCCGAUGAAGAAGAAUCAUCUUUAGAAAAUGAAAAACUUGAAGCAACGGAUGAUGUACUUGCGUCAGAAGUCUCAACUGAUAUUAGCUCACUGGAAAAUAAUGGACAAGUGACUUCAAAUGAAACAGAGGACCAGCCAAUCGAAGAUCCAGAAAAUCUCCCAAAAAAUGAAAACAUGUACACAUAUGAGUGGCAGAUUAGCCUACCCUUUGGCAACGUUGAUGCUAAAUUUGUCGAAAAGACGAAAGAAGGAGAAAUCAUUAAAGAGACAUCACUUACAAACUUCUCUACUCCAAAAUCGAUCGGUAUUACUAAAAAAUUCGAUGAAGGACCUGUUUGGGAUAAACGAAUGAUUUUGAGUGAUGCUCAAAGUUAUUUGAAAAGAAUAUUAGCAAAGGAAGCAGCAGCUUAUGUUAGUAUUUACAAACAAAUCGAGCUCUGGGAAGCGUUUGGUGAAUUUCAUCAAUCAUUUCUCGAAUUUCAACACCUUGACUUUGACAGUUUCGAAGCGACAAAAGCUAACAACGCAUUCUUGCCAAAGCUUUCCUGUUUCACCACAAAUUUAGGGGGCGAGUUUCUCCUCUUUGACACCACAAGAACGAGCAAUGAUUUGUACACGUUUGUGCCUAGAAAUGAUCUCGGUAACCCAAAAGCUAUUGUUGGGCAAUGGAUUGAUGAGAUGCAUUUUGUUGUGAGAGAAGGGGAGCCAAUGGCAAAUGGAAUUGAAUGGUUUCGAUUCGAAUCUUUUGAAGAAACGAUCACUAGGGGACACAUGUUUGAGGCCAUGCAAAGGCUCUGGGGUCUGGCGACAAAACUCAAAGAGACGAUUUCAAAAAGCGAUGGUCAAGAUCUUCCAGUAAAAGGCUAUGUGUUUCAGUUGAGAUACCCUCCAAUGGACACUUGUAACUGUGAAAUAAAAUGCCCGCUUCAGUUCUCAGAUAAAAAGCGUUUCAAAAGGCUGAAACGAUUCAAUGUUCCUUGCAAUCAACCAUAUCAAGACUACACUGCUCUCUAUUUCGAAUUUUGUCUCUUUUUAGCAAGAGUUCAACGUCUCGACACUGUUAACGAUCUAAUCUUAGUGAUUAGUAGAUUUAUUUGGUUGAAAUACUUUGUCAACGUUGGUUCGUGCUCUUGCCCAAAAUACUUUUUAUUUUGUCAAUUCAAGGCCCCUGAAAAGCAGAAUCUUCUCGUCCUUGAGUGUAUCGGAACGAUGAGAGCCUUGAAAAACGAGCUGCUGAGAAUACCUUGUAUGGAUGAGCAUUUGUCCAUACAUCCAAUUUACAACAUCGAACAAGAGGAAAUCGAUUUCGUGAAUCUUCGUCGAAUCGACCUUAAAGAUUACCUAACCGAAGAGUUACUCGAAAAAAUCGUCAACAAAUUCCUAGCCAAGUACUUAGAAAGUGAUGAGAUUUGUGAGUUCUUGACUGUUCUCGAAGUUGAGAAAAAUGAUUUUCUGAUUGCAGUGCCAGGCAUUAGAGAAAUCAUAUCAAUGGCUUACAACUAUGACUUUUCUCACGAUGCAACAGAUGAGCUAAAAAAUGAAAUAAUUGAAGAGAAUCGAUUUAUGGAUAGGCUUGGGAGUGCUCUUUUGAAACAAUUCAUUGCAAAAGUGAUAAAAGAUGAUGAUCCAUUGAUUAAAUCGAAAACGGAUUCUCUCCAUGAAAUGCUUCGACUACAGCAGAAGCUAGAGUAUUUAUUUGCGCAGGAAAACAUCAUUGUC
Molecule: messenger RNA, 2787 nt
Organism: Mesorhabditis belari
Lineage: Eukaryota; Metazoa; Nematoda; Chromadorea; Rhabditida; Rhabditidae
Source: the annotation of a GenBank genome assembly